AUGUCUCAUUCAAUUCUCAUCCCACGCCCAAUCUUGAAGGCCAUACUCACAGAACUCGAUAUGUGUCACUACAUAUUUGGCCCGAUCGCCCAAAAUGACAUCCUGCCAUCCGACUGGUUUCGUGCUCUCCUCAUUCACCAACCCAACGAUACGGACAAUAUUCGCCUUGAAGAUGAUGAUGUCAGGAAGCUGGUCAUCAGAAGCAUCACCGCGCUAAGAGGGUUGUUUUUACGAUUACGCGAAAGAUCGGACGAGCAUCUUACUGCACUUCGACUUUUGCAUGUCGAAAGAGGCAGGUUCGACAGCUUGCUUGCAAAGAAUAGGCAACGGGAUAGCACCAGACUAGUACGCCUCGCCACGAGCAACGAUAGGAUGGAACGGAUAUCAGCCGAUAUAGAACUACUGAACAUGGACCCCCGCAGCAUGGGUUCUCAGGAGCUUCAUGGAGAUUGGCUUGGGUGCGAAGGUCCAUCAAGCAGCAACGAUGACCAGGUUGGGUAUUCCGGUCACAGCAGAGCCGAGCUGGACGCAGUCGGAAUAGAGGGUGUCAUUAUUGAUGAGGAUCUCCCAUGA
Molecule: messenger RNA, 573 nt
Organism: Exophiala oligosperma
Lineage: Eukaryota; Fungi; Ascomycota; Eurotiomycetes; Chaetothyriales; Herpotrichiellaceae
Exons: 1
Coding region: 1-573 (190 amino acids)
Source: RefSeq, a predicted model, not a curated record